Molecule: messenger RNA, 7620 nt
Organism: Danaus plexippus (monarch butterfly)
Lineage: Eukaryota; Metazoa; Arthropoda; Insecta; Lepidoptera; Nymphalidae
Product: nuclear pore complex protein Nup153
Exons: 7
Coding region: 310-4647 (1445 amino acids)
Biological process (GO): RNA export from nucleus; protein import into nucleus
Cellular component (GO): nuclear pore
Molecular function (GO): structural constituent of nuclear pore
Source: RefSeq, a predicted model, not a curated record
UUGUCACUAAUCCACCGCUAGUAAGCGGUAACGUGAAAUUUACCGUCGAUUUUAAUUAUUAUGCUAUAAAACUGUACUUACUCUGGCAUUAACAUUAAUUAUGUAAAAAUAAGUCUGCUUCAUAAUAUUUUAUCUUAGUGAUUAUUUGUGACAAAGUUGUACUUCAAAUUCUGCAUAAGUAGUUUCUGACACUAUAGUGACGCCAUGUUUGUCACGUUUUUGCCAAUAGUGAAUAAGUUAAACUUUAAAUAAAAUUGAUAAUUGACUCGGAAGUCAUACUUAUUGGUUCAUAAUUAUUUACUGUUUAAAAUGAGUGCCAGCCUUUCAUCAAGAAAAGCGAAGAGAUCGAGGACGGAUAGUGAAGCCAACGACUCCUUUGUGAAGAAUGUAACAUCUCGGAUGUCAGGGUUAUUACCUGCGACUAUUACUAGAUGGUUCAGCUCAUCGAGUUCGUCCAAUACAAAUGGUUCAACUGUGGUAGAAUCAACAGAUUCAUCGACUGAAGAUGAGGCUACAGAUGGUCUCAGAACACCAAAUCAGAGGAAUCAACCAUCCCAACCUCCAGCUAAAAGAAUGAGAAUUGGUACCCCAGGGACAUCAAGUUAUUAUUAUCCAGAAACCAAAAGCACAAGUACAAACACUGAAACAACAGAAACAUACAGUACUCUGCAGUCACCUAUAAAAGAUACUUUAAAAGUAGAAACAAACUAUGUUUCAACACCAUCAUGCUCUCCAAGUGAAACAUCCACUAUAAAUGAAAAUGAAAAGGAUCCCUCUAUCUACAUAUACCAAGAUUCCAUAACAAGUGUUAACAAUUCAGUUGAGCAAACACGAAAGUCAAUUUUUGGCUCUGAAGAAAGACUUCAAGAGUCCUGUGCUAGAACUGCUGCAAAUACAUAUAAGGAUCUCACUCAACCUUACUUUAAGCCUGGUCUUCUCUGCACUCCAUUUUAUACAUCAAGACCAGUUUAUGGAGGAACACGUAAUGUCUACGUGAACCGGCCAAAUAUCAAGCAUAAAACAAAUCCUUUAGUAAACAAAGUUGACAACAAUAGUAGCGUAAAUAUCAGCAAUUCCGCAAAGCGUAUUAUGGAUCUAUUGGAAAAUUAUUCAUCCCCAGUUAGUGAGGCUAGGAGAAUUUCUCGGCUUGUCAAUUCUUCUUGUGAUAAAACUCCAGAUACAUCUCUUAAUACUAGUAUUGAUGCUAAUAAUAGCAAAGCAGCAUCUUACAAAAAAAGAGAACUUUAUGUGCCAAGUUUUGCUUCAAUACUACAACUGAAACAAAAGGCUAGACUCAAUGAAACAACAAGUGCAGCACGACAAAUUAUUGCAUCACACAGUAGUUCAUUGAACACAUUACCUUAUCCAGCUAGCACUUCUGGCAUUAGUCAAACCAAGGAACAUAGUCAAGAAAAUCUUACUACAAAAAUGAAGACAAGAGUCACUAGACUUAAUAGAGGAGAAGAUAAAGAAAGUGAGAGUAACAAGCUUCCAAUAGUUGAAUUACCAACGGCUGUACUACAGAUAGAUAAAGACAAUUUACCAAAAUUUUCACUUGAUACUCCUGUGUCUCAUUCAUCAGAUAAUAAGCAAAAAAAUCCAGAAUCAGUGUUAACUGGAACAAACUCUGUUGCUCAAGUUCCAAAAGUUGUACUUUCCAAAAAUGAAGCUCCAAAAAGUAGGCUAACUGAUAUGCUUGAUGGUGAAACAUACACAUUUUCUAGUCCUAUAAGGAUAUCUGAAGAUAAUUUUAUUACUUCUACAGAGACCUACAAGUUUGGGAGUCCUGAGCGGUCUGUAGAACCAUCAAAAAAUAACAACAAAAUUGUUAGUAGUUCCGACGACAUUGAAGAAGAUGAAGAGGAUAUAGGAAUUCAGUCUCAUCAGUCAGAUGAAAUCCUAAAAACGAGUACAUCUCAGAGUUGUGUUUCGCUUGAAGCAGCGAAAUCACCAAUGGAAAGGCCUAUCUUUAAUAAAUGUUUAGAAUGUAAAGUGGUUGCUAGUCAGCUAUCCAGUGACAAAUGUUUUGAUUGUGAAAAGAAAGUUAAUAGUACUGGUAAGAUGGACUCAAAGUUAUCUAAAUCUACUAGUUCCACUUGGAAAUGUCAAGAUUGCUGGGUAAAUAAUGAUGUUGGAGUAGAGAAAUGUGUGUGCUGUGGGGCCAAAAAUUCAAGUGCUUCGCAAAAUUCACCUGCACCCAAAGUAAGUUCCGAAAUUCCUAAAACUACUUGGAAAUGUCAAGAUUGUUGGGUAAACAAUGAAGGAACAGAUAAAUGUGUAUGCUGUGGAGCCAAACAAUCUAUUGCACCUAAAAUGUUGAGUAAACUUCAACCGCAAAAGCCGGUUAAUACUUGGAAAUGUGAAGAAUGUUGGGUUGAUAACAAUUAUGGAGCUGACAAAUGCAUUUGUUGUGGUACAAAAAAUUCUAGUACUACUAAAACUGAGCAAAAUACUAAUUCUGAAACAUCAGAUUGGAAAUGUGGGGUGUGCUGGCUAAAAAACAAAUCUCAUGAUGAUAAGUGUGUGGCUUGUAGUGGUCCAAAGCCCGCAGCAAAAGAACAAAAUCAGAAUAAAAUUUCAUCACCUUCACCUAAUGCAAAUAACAAUAAUUCACUAUUAAAGAAUAUUGUCAAAUCACAAAGUAAUAAAUGGGAAUGUCCCAGUUGUUUUGUUCAUAAUGAUAAUAACAUAAGCAAAUGUGUAUGUUGCGAAACGGAAAAACCAGGUAUAACAAAGGAAUCCGAAAAGAAGAGUUUCAAUUUCGGAGUAUCUCCGAAUGUAUCCUUUAAAUUCGGUAUUAAUCCUAAACAAACUACUACAGAAAGUGAACCUAAACCAGCAUCAAUAUUUGGUCAGGCAACUCAAGAAAUGGAAACUAAUAACAAUCAUAUUUCAAAAGCUCCUUCGUUUACUUUUGGAAUACAGAACAAAAAACCAGAAAAAGAAGUUUCUAAAGAAGAUAACAAAAUUGUUGAAACACCCAAGGUUGCCUUCACUUUUGGUAUUCCAAAAGACAACUCAACACCAAAUUCUGCACCAGCUUUUAAAAUUAAUACUGAUAUGUUCAAACCAACUACACAAUCUUCUGUAACUAAUAUAUCGAGUGCGAAUGAUUCUGAAAGAGCUCAGGAAGUCCCAAGCGUGGACCAGUCUCAAUUGAGAGGAGUUGAAUCUGCUCCAAAGCUUACUGGGCUAUUUGGUGCAUCGCCAUCUAAAGAUUCUACAUUAAACAAGUCGAUAACCAAUGCGUUGACUCCUUUUAACUCCAAUUUUACUGCUGAGAGCUCUGCUAAUCCUACAUUGACGACGGCUAGCAAUACUUUGGGCACAUCAAAUGCAAGCUUCAGCAUGACAGGAAAUCAGCCUUCUAAAAAUUUAUUUACUACAUCCAUUGCGCCCACAUCUGCUAACGCUUUUGCGAGCGUGCAAACACCGCCAGUAACAUCAUCUGUGUCAAUGUUCCAAAAAAAUGAGCAAGCAAGUCCAUUGAUGUCGUUCUUUCAAAAAUCUGAAAACACAUCACUAUCAAUGUUUAAUAAGAACGAGCCCACUGCGACAACAACUUCAGUGUCAGUUCUUCCUAGUGCACCAGUGUUCAGUUUUGGUACGAGCACACCUACUACAGCCCCGUCGAAUGAAAAGUCGGGAUUUACUUUUACUUUUGGACGGGACAGUAAAAAUGAGACUCCAUCCAUGUUUAAAUUGCCCUUUGGAGGUACUCCGGACAAUUCUGCCUCAAAUAAGUUUAUGAUGCCAUCAUCAAACAUCAACUCCAGUAAUAUGCUGCCUGCGAGCAAUUUGGCUGGAAAUUCUGUUGGAAAUAACAUGCCUCUCAUGCUAUCAGGAGGUAAUAAUAAUCCCCUCGGUGGUUUAUCUACAGGCAACGGAUUACCCUCCGGGAAUUUAAUGAAUAAUCUUACACAAAAUCAAUUAAGCAUGGCGAGUAACGUCAUCACAAACAAUGCACCAGCAGCUUCCGGCGAUAUCUUCAAUACUCCUGUGCAGAAAGAGAAUAUGUGGUCUACAGGAAAUAAUAAUACUCAGGGCAGCAUGUUUGGUUCAAGUGAAGCAUCAAAUAAUUCACAGAAACGGCCGUUCGCUUUCGGAGCAAGUUCUGGAACAUCGAAGCCAUUCAGUCCAGUUGGUAGUUCGCCGUUUGAUAAUCCGAAUCAGCCUCGACCACUAUUCGGUAUAACAAAUCAACCGGCAGCAAAUCCUUUUGGGUCUGCAGCCAGUCCUAUGGCACCAAACAUGUUCAGUUCACAACCCAGUAACCCUGCGCCUUCAGUAGGCAUGUUCGGGAACACCAAUGCUCCUGGCAGUCAACCUCCGGCUUUUGGUUUCCCAGUAUCAUCGUUUUCGUCAUUUGAUUCGAACAACAUGAAUCAGCCAAUGAACCCCAAUCCGACCCCGGCAUUCAAUUUCGGUGCUCCGCAACAACCAUCUGGCGUCUUCGGUUUUGGUCAGCAACAGCAACAACAGCCACAGCUACAACAGCAGCAGCAGCAGCAGCAACAGCAGCCGCCUCAGCAGCAAGGCGUAUAUAAUUUCGGGGGCGGCGCCCCUCAGGUACAAUUUACAGUAGGAAGUGCUCCGAACACGGCCGGAAGACGUGUUCGUAGAGCGUUCAGACGUACCCAGCGGUAAACAGCAUUUAGUAUAUAGUAAGUUAGUAUACAAUAAUCAAACGUCGAUGUUUAGUUUUAGUUUAUAUCACAUACAUAAAUUGUUAGUUGUAUCAACAUCCUUAGAUAACUUAGUCUUAAUGUAAUUAAUUAAGUAUCACUCAAUUUUAAUAUAUUCAUUUUUUUACAAACAGCUCUGUAAAAUUUGUUUCUAACAAAUAGACAAACAGUGUCACAUCUUUUAUUUUUUGAUCUGUGAUACAUAAACAUAGCAGCUUAGCGAAACUUGCAUCAUUGUAACAUUAAACUAUUGAGCAUGAGAACAGUUGUAAAUAAUAUUAUGUUGUAAUCCUAUACUUUAUCCUUACCUUUUUGUGUCACAGUCACCUUUUUUUUCUUCAAACAGUGAACAAACUUUCACCAAUAAUUUUAUGAAAUAUAAGUAAUAUUUUCUUGAUAAAACUGUAAUUUUUUUUACAUCAUUUUGAUGUGAGGUAACAAUGUUAAAAGUACUUGACUGCUCUUAUAUAUCAGGUUUGAGAUGACUUUAACUAGGACAAUUUUUAUUUUAUAAAAGACGUUCACUAUUUAUUUAUAUCUUCAUCAAACUCUAUGUUGGCUUCUAAUAGUUUUAAAGUGGACAAUUAUAUGUUUUACCUAGAUCCUUCUUGCUUUAUGCUAAAUAAACAUAAUAAUAUAAAACUGUUACAAGAAAAGGAAAUUUAAAUUACACAUUCACCGUCUUCUUAGUUUAAAGGCUCGUUCUCACAGUCCUCUAUAAAUAAGAAAGUCUUUCCUAGUCUACGCCUACUGAGCCACUAAAUGUAUUAGCAAUAUUUGCCCGGAUAUGUUUUAAUAGCUGAUGUAUUGAAAUAAUUAUAUUAUUGGGCAUUUCUUAUUUAAAAUAUUAUUUUCAUAAACAUUCUUUUUUAGCCCACUGUUCCAAACCGCAAAAGAGUGUCUGCUUUUUGCCUGAAAAAUAUAAUUCUGAGAGGAUGUUUUAAAAUGGUCUUAUGUAGUAGAAAAAAUAAUAAUAUUAAGUACAAUUAAGUUACUAUUUCUACAAAAGUUAUUUGUAUUUUUGUGUGCGUUGUCUACAAAUUAUUCAUGUGUAAUUUUAUAAAAAACAAUUUUAAAAAUAAAUAUUGCUAUCUAAAAUGGUUCAGGAUAUAUAUAUGUAUAUAUAUAAAAUAAAAACAUCAUGGACGGCUCGUAAAUUUUUUAAUUUAACAUAAUAUAAUGUUGAAAAAAUUUAAUAAUAAUUCAUACAAAUUAUGAUUUUUGUAAUAAUUAAGUUAUAAAUUAAUUUGUCAUUCAUUUUCAUGAUGAUUAAAACGCGUCAGAAAUAUUUUUAUAUAUUCUGUUCAAUAUACAAAUGCGUGCAAGAAUGUUUGUAAGCUUGUCAAUGUCACUGCUUCUCAAUUGAUUUGAAAUAAAAUAAUUCUCUUAUUAAUAGUUUGUAUAAUUUUAAGUUUUAAUUUUUGCGCAACGCAAUCAGUUAUAUUAUUUGCGAAAACAAUUUUCUUUUGUAAUAAACAGUGUCUGAAUGUUUAAGAUAACCAAUAUUUCUCAAGUGUUAAGGUGAAUUAAUGGGCGUUUUUUGUAUGUUUGUAUUUCGUUUGUUUGAUACUACUGAAAGGGUUAAUGGGAAUUCUAUUUUAAUAUAGAGAAGAUGCAAAUAUGGUCGUAAAUUUUUAUAAUCCCUUAAAAUGAAUGUUGCUUUCGCAUUGAAUUUUCUUAUUUUCAGUAAUGGCUUUUGUCUAAAGUAUACAUAAGCACCAAUUUCAAUAGUGAAAAAUUCUAGUUAGUAAUCGACCGGUUUAUUGCAAUGCAAUGUAUUUUAGAAAAAAAAUCCGUCGCAAAAAUAAAAUAAGGCUCUUUAGAAGAAAAUAAAUAUUAUAUUUUAAAAUCAGAAGUUAUUUGUCUUUCACACUUGUAUAAAAAGACAUCUAAAAGUGAAUUAAUGAUAAAUUUUGUCAAAUAAGUGUUUGUGUGUUUUCAGCAGAAUUUUUUAAUAGUGGACUUACUUACUUACUAACAAUUUUGAAGUGGCUUAUUUCAAAAUUGUAUAUGAUAAUAUGAAAGAGUUUUGUUAAGCUGCUAUGCUCCCAAUGCAUCUAUUGCGUAUUUCAACUGUACUGCUUCUCAUAAUAUGAAUUUGUAAUAAAUAAAUAGGGAUUGUGUUUCUUUUAUAUGAAUAACUGAUAAAUAUAUAUAUAUAUAUAUUUUAUUUUAAUUAAUUGUUAUGUAUGUGUGUAUUUAGUUAAUUUAAUUCGUAUUCUUUUAUAUAAAAAAAUCUUUUAAUUACGAAAUCGUUAAUAGUAAUUUUAAAAAUGAUUAUUUUCUACAUCUUUACAAUUGGAUUCUAAUAAAAUACAUUUGACAUCUGUAAAACGUAUGUGUAAUUAUUUUUUUAACAUUAUUUAAAACCAAAAUUCACUUUAUAAGAUGUAAAUAUGGUUUACGUUUAAGAAUAGUAAAUGUAUCUAAGCUGCGAGAUUUCAUCCGUGUUAAUAUUGUUUUUAAAUGGUUUUUUAUAAUUAAUUAAUUCCAUAUUUAAGUGUAGUGCUUUUACUUAGAUAUCAUUUUCAUAGGUAAAUCAGGAUUCUACUACCGUGUGUAGGUUCUCAUUGCGUAUUUACUCUAUCCUGAUUUGCCUAUAAAUUCAUAUUACAACAUAAAUGUAUUCUUUCAAUUAAGAUAAAGGAAUAUAAUAUCAUUAGAGGUAUCAAAAUGUUGUUUAAAAAUUAUUCCUGGUAUAUAUUUUUUUUAAUUUACCGACGCUGUCAAAUAUUUCUUUAGUUUAAGUGUAGUAAUAAACUUGUAGCUACGUAUUGAUUCUGAUUAUAAAUUAUUAAUAAAAAAAAAAAUUUUACUCCACAACUUCUGUCGUAUAAUAAACUUGUAAGAUCCAGAUGCAUUGAACUUUUUUCUCAUGUAAUUGUUAGUCACUAAUCAACCUAACCUAUUAGAACAAAUAUAACCCAAUGAAAUA